UGUUCAGCUGCAACAGAGUUAGCUAAGUAAGAAGCCAGCAAGCCCCUCUUCAGAGAUGGAGUGGAAGUUAGAAAGAUUCGCAGCCCGGAAGGUCAAGACGGAUGAAAGUGUGUUGUGGGAGCAAAUAAUGAAAACUCUGGGGACAAACCUCCAACAGACCCGAAACCUAAGUUUGCAGAUUCUGACUAAGGACAUCACUGACACCAAGCAGGGCAGGAGACAAACAUCACAGGUGGACAAUCAAUAUUUCCCAAUAACUGAGACUCCAGGCAAGACUUCCUAUUCACAUUUUAAAAGUUGCCUUGUGAAGAAGCUAGCAUCAUCUCCAGUUGCUAGUAGCCCAAUUUCCACAAGGUGGCAGCAGUCACGCAGCAGAAACCAAGUGGAGCAAAGUUUUGCAGAGAGUCCUCCUACCUCAGAUGAUGGACCUGAUCUGAUGAAAAUCACGACAGUUCCAAGUCAGUGCACAGAGAUGGGUGAUUCCCUCAGUGUAAAGGGGUUAUUCUAGUCAUUACUCCAUAACUCCAGAUUAAUAAAUGCAAAAAAACUUGAAAAUGAUAUGCAGGUGGUAUUUUAACACCUAAUAAACUAGCCAAGAUGUACAAGACUAUAUAUCAAGUAAAUGUUGGAAAUGCAAACAGUCUGAAGGAUCAUUUUUUCCAUAUGUGGUGGACUUGUAGAAAAGCAGCAGGCUUUUGGGAAAUGAUACACAAUGAAUUGAACAAGAUGUUUAAAAUUGUGACCCCCCACCAAAAAAGUCUGAACCAUUUCUUUUGGGAAUAAUAUCGGGCAGAAGUCCCCAAAAAGUUGGUUAAAUUGUUUACCUAUGCUACCACAGAUCAUGUCCUCCCUCA
Zootoca vivipara (common lizard) is the source of this 854-nucleotide messenger RNA. It is a transcript of the gene CDC20B, whose product is annotated as cell division cycle 20B. The record is from RefSeq and is a predicted model, not a curated record. NCBI's taxonomy places the organism in Eukaryota, Metazoa, Chordata, Lepidosauria, Squamata, Lacertidae.